AUGGCCUCGCUUGCCAGAGCAGAAAACAGCGUGGCACGAAUGCGGUGCCGUUCUGGAUGCCAUACCUGCCGGGUACGAAAAGUGCGAUGCAAAGCUGAUAUUGGAACAUUGGAGGAUGCAAAGAAACAAGCUUCCACAUGCUCUAAUUGCAAAAGACUCGGGCUUGAAUGUCGGUGGCAGCGUCCUGCUCUUGGCGAGAGGGUCUCGCCUCCGCCAAAGAGGAGAAACAUGAUCGGACGGCGUGUCUCGCGUCGUGCAAACGAAGAAAGCUCGCAUUCGCCUAUAUCUACCCAAUCUUUGAAAGAUGAUGUUGCUAAUACUCUGGGUGACAAUGAUAAUAUCACGGUGCUCAGCGAGAUGACUGAUCAAAAUCAGGCUUCUCACUCUGAACAAAGCAAUGAUGUCUUGAGUCAGCCGCAGAGUGGCCCGUUUGAGCUAUUUUCUGGCGGCUCAUUUUACUUUGACGCCGCUCUGGAUUACCAAUCUCUAGAACUAGAUCUUUCCGGCGAAGGACUGGAUCUCAUUCCAUUACCAGCUGUAUCGCCCUCUGUAUUGCAGAAACCAAAUGAUGCGCAAGCAUUUGAUACCAAUGAUGGAUUUCUCCUGGAAGAACCUGGCAAUAGCUUAUGGCAAUUUGGAACGCUAUCUUCAGACGGAGACGAACCGAUGCUUCAAGCUACAAAGGCCAGGGGCCCCUCAGUAAACGAAGACAAUCGGCAGUUGAUCCAGCAUUACUUGGAGGUAAUGAAGGGUUAUGCCAAAGUGGAUGAUCGUUCUAAAGACACAAAUAAUCUCUUUAUUUCAGCAUUCUCAAAAUCCUUAUCUUUUCCACCCUUGUUUUAUGCCAUUUUGUCAUUCUCAGCCUCACAUCUCGCCAUGGAGAAUCUUUCUUACUGCGACCAAGCAAAGAUUUAUGACCGGUUAGCACAAGAGUCGUUCAACCUAUUUGCACGCGAUAAGACGAGCACUGUGGACAGCUUGCUCUCGGCGCUUUUUGUCCGAGUCAAACAGAUACACGUGACGGCUGGCAACAUCGACGCCUUCUUUGAGCUGAUAUCUGCCGCAAUCGAUAUCGUUCGCACCGAAGAAGUGGAAAAGGCGCUGGCAGAUACAUCCAGUCUAAUCAGACGUAUUGUCAUACGCCUUGCUAUCUUGGAUGCGCGAGCAUCUCAUUAUGGAUUGGGCGGCGGGCAGCUUGUCCAGCAUCUCCGGAGCAUUCCCACUAUGUCCCCCAUUUUUACUGGAGAAACAGGGCAGAUUUCAACGGUUGGCGAUGUAAGCAGCCUUUUUCGAGCCGAUUCUUUUCGCAUGCGUGUCGCACAAUUGGAUAUGAGGAUACAAGACCAGCUUGGAAAUGAAUUGGCUACUCUUACCCCUGUUCGAACGGAAGAGAUCAAAUCUUUGUACAAGUCUAUCCAGCAGCAGAUCGAACUGUGGGAAGCAGAGGAUACUAUAGACAGAGAAAACGUUGAGGAAGAACAACUCAGUUCUGCCACAUAUGGUCGAUUCACUGUCCUAUCGGCUCUACACUCGGCUUUAUUAUAUCUCUAUACAGUAUAUCCGUUGCUAUCAUUUGAUCCCGAGGCUUCGGUCUCGAAGAUUCUACAUUACCACCUUAAGAUUCGCCACGACCCGUCUCGCAGUUGCUCACCAUCCUCCAUACUGCCGUCAUCACUGUUUCUUGCCGGAAUUUGUACCAGCGAUGUGAUUCGGCAAGACUGGAUUAUUGAUCGCUUUCGUGAAGGAGAGCCAUGGGGAAUAUAUAUUCGGAAGGCAAGAGAAUUGCUCCAGGCUAUGGUGAAACUGCGUAAGAGAGGGGAUAAUCCCAACGUGCGCGGCGUCAUGGAUCAGGUAACUGGAAGAUUUAUUAUUUAG
Messenger RNA from Trichoderma gamsii, 1875 nucleotides. RefSeq lists its product as hypothetical. Bases 1 to 1875 code for a protein of 624 amino acids. The transcript has 3 exons. Gene Ontology annotation, molecular function: DNA-binding transcription factor activity, RNA polymerase II-specific; transcription cis-regulatory region binding; zinc ion binding. Gene Ontology annotation, biological process: positive regulation of transcription by RNA polymerase II. Gene Ontology annotation, cellular component: nucleus. The record is from RefSeq and is a predicted model, not a curated record. NCBI's taxonomy places the organism in Eukaryota, Fungi, Ascomycota, Sordariomycetes, Hypocreales, Hypocreaceae.